Messenger RNA from Epithele typhae, 1179 nucleotides. RefSeq names its product glycoside hydrolase family 16 protein. The transcript is spliced from 4 exons. Bases 1 to 1179 code for a protein of 392 amino acids. Gene Ontology annotation, molecular function: hydrolase activity, hydrolyzing O-glycosyl compounds. The record is from RefSeq and is a predicted model, not a curated record. Gene Ontology annotation, biological process: carbohydrate metabolic process. Lineage: Eukaryota; Fungi; Basidiomycota; Agaricomycetes; Polyporales; Epitheliaceae.
AUGCUCACGAGCGAGAUCCCGAAGCCGUGGCUGACGGACAAGGACACGUACGGCCGGCUCUCGUACUGGAUCACCGUCAUCGUCGCGUUUCUCGGCGUCGUCGGCGGCGCGCUCCGCGUGUACUUUGCGUGGGUGCAGACCCCGCGCAUCGGCGACCUGUGUCUGGUCAUGGACGACGACUUUAACACGUUCGACACCGGCUUCACGUGGUUCCAGGAGGUCGACAUGAGCGGUUUUGGUAACGGGGAGUUCGAGAUGACGACCAACUCGCCGAACAACUCCUUUGUCCAGGACGGCAAGCUCUAUCUCGUCCCGACCCUCACUUCUGACGUCAUCGGCGAGGCCGCGGUCCGCGAUGGGUUCACGUACAACAUCACGGGCUGCACCUCCGUCAACACCACGAACGGCUGCGGCGCGGUCUCGAACAUCACCGCGGGCACGGUCAUCAACCCGGUCAUGAGCGCGCGUAUCUCCACCAAGCGCAGCCACGCGAUCACCUAUGGCAAGGUCGAGGUCGUCGCGAAGAUGCCGCGCGGGGACUGGAUCUGGCCGUCCAUCUGGAUGCUCCCGCUCGAGGAGACGUACGGCGCGUGGCCCGCGUCCGGGGAGAUCGACAUCGCGCAGUCUCGCGGGAACCCGCCGGAGUACCCUGCCCAGGGCGUCGACUACGUGCGCGGCUCGCUGCAGUGGGGACCGUUCACGUGGCUGAACGCGGUGAGCAAGACGUUCGGGUGGUGGACGAACCGGCGGCAGACAUUCGCGGACGGCUUCCACACGUUCGCGAUGGAGUGGAGCCCGGACUUCAUCCGUCUCUACGUCGACUCCCGGCUCACGUACACGCUCUACCUCAAGUUCAACGAGCCCUUCUUCCAGCGCGGCGACUUCCCGCCCGUCGUCCAGAACGGGACGGACUUCAUCCAGACGCCGAACCCGUGGGCGACCGGGACGAAGAACGUCGCGCCGUUCGACCGCCCGUUCUACCUCAUCCUCGACGUCGCCGUCGGCGGCACGAGCGGGUGGUUCCCCGACGGCGCCGGCACGAAGCCGUGGCUCGACCAUUCUCUGACUGCCAUGGCGGACUUUGCGUACUCCCAGGACACCUGGUAUGAGACGUGGCCGAAGAACAUCGCGGACCGUGCGAUGGUCGUCGACUCUGUCAAGAUGUGGCAGCGCUGCUAG